ACGCGCAGGUCUGGCUGAAGCUGGCAUUCUGCCGAGCCUGUUGGGUCAGAGAGACGAGGCAGGAGGGGCAACAGUAGGGGAAGGGAGGGGGGAGGAGGAGAGUUUAUUUCGGCCAGACAGCCCGCUGACCCGUCAGGACCUGCUGACGUGGCGCUUUGCUCUUGAGUACUCUCACCUCCCGCCGCCCGACCUUGCCGCCCUGCGCCACACAUGCGGGCUGAUCGACGCCGUCCGAAUCUCCCCUGCCGCCCAAAGAGCCGUCUCUUUCGAUCUCCUGCACCACAGGGGGGGGAUGGCGCACCAACCGCAGGGGGAGGGGGAGGCGGAGGGGGAGGGGAGGGGGGAAGGACAGGGGGAGUGGCAGGGGGGAAGAUGGGGAAGAGAGAGAAUCGGUUGGAAGGGGAGGAUAACUGAGGAAGACGGUACUGCUCCUGCUGUUUCUGCUGUUGCUGCUGCUCCUGCUGCCCCUGCUGCAAAUGCUGAGUCUCUUAGAAAUGUGGCGGUUAUUCCUCUAGUGUUUGGGAACGUGCGACGGUUCGACCCCUUAAAGCCCGUUACGCAUGCUCAGGCAGCUGCAGCGCUCACGUUCGGCCGAACCUACGAGAGGGUUGCCGAGGCUGCGGUUCAGGUGGAGGUGGCUGAGGCUCGGAAGGACGCUGACGUGGCGAGGCUGGAGGCUGAGUCGGCGAGGAGGGAAGCGACACGAUUGGCUGAGGAGAUGGUUAGAGUACAAGGGGAGGAGAAGGAGGGGAGGAGGAGGGAGCGGGAAGAGAGGGAGAGGGUGGAGAGGGAAAAAGAGGCGUUAAGGGAAGAGGUAGAGAGGCUAAGGGCUGAGAUUGGGCGGUUCAGCAGUGGUGGUGGUGUAGGGGCGGGGGGAGAGGCAGGGGAGGAAGAAGGGGCGAUAGGUGCGGACCUGGGUGCUGCAUCAUCCCUGCCUUUACCAGCAGCAGCUGAUGUGCCACAUGCAGCCACGGACCAUGAAGCUUUCGAGGAGGAGAGGCGUGCGAGGGGGAGUGAGGUGGCAGGUGAAGGGGAGGGGGGAGCUGGCAGAGAGGGGGAGGCAGGAGGAGGAGUGGCGAGUGUGGGGGCCAGCUCUCCUAGUGGAGUGGUGGGAGCUGGAGGGACGGGCGGCAGCAUCCAAGCACCGGCUACCCUCCCCCCGGGGUGGUGGGCGGACGUGGUCCAGCAGAGAGCACAGGAAGCACGGCAUGGCGUCGCCAGGCAACUGCACAGGAUCAAAUCAGAUCUGAUCCAUGCAGCAGAGCAUUCUGCUGGCGUGGCAUCCAGCCUGGCUGCCAGCGUGGCGGACGGCAGCCUCCAGCGAUCGGUGCGGGAAAAGGCAGGGGAAGCUUCCAGGAAGGUGCAGGAGCUACACGACGUGGAUAUGGAACGGGUGGCGGGGGGAUUGAAGGAAGGUGCGAGGAUGGUGCGGGAGGAAGUGGCGGGGGAGGUGGCGAGGGUGGUUGGGGGAGUGAGGGAGGAAGCAUCUAGAAUGGUGAGGGUAGGUAAGGGGGUGAUGGAUAGGGGGGUGCGGGAGAUAAGGGAGAAGGCCGGGUACAGGUGGGCUGCUGGGAGGGAGGGAAACCAGGGCUGCGCAUCUGCUGCCGGUUCUACUGCUGGUAUAAAGAAGCAGUAAGAAGGGCGUUUUGUGCGUCCUCAAUGUGCGGGUCAAAAGGGAGACACAAGGGGCAUUCAAGGGAGAAAGCGGUACUGUAUUGAUGGUGGCCUGCUGGGAAGUUGAGCAGCAAUGAAGCAACUGUUCGGUUCGUUUCUACUGGAUGUGCUUGCAUGUAGGAAGCAAGCAGAGUGUUAGGCUGGGUUAACAGUUGGAGAAGGAGCUUUGGUGCUAAAUGUGCAGCUGAAUCCGUUUACUUGUAACGAGACCCUUGGUGGUUCCCUCUAAGGGGUGUCACAAGGUUUGGUAUUUGCACUAUAAAUCCUCUUCAACUGU
Molecule: messenger RNA, 1951 nt
Organism: Closterium sp. NIES-67
Lineage: Eukaryota; Viridiplantae; Streptophyta; Zygnematophyceae; Desmidiales; Closteriaceae
Source: the annotation of a GenBank genome assembly